Messenger RNA from Rhagoletis zephyria (snowberry fruit fly), 939 nucleotides. RefSeq lists its product as uncharacterized. The record is from RefSeq and is a predicted model, not a curated record. NCBI's taxonomy places the organism in Eukaryota, Metazoa, Arthropoda, Insecta, Diptera, Tephritidae.
GCUGAUCCCAAUCUUGCCAGAAAAUGGAUAAAAUUCUGCCGGCAGGAUAAAGAUUUUAAUCCAAAGACCGGCUACGUGUGCAUGGAUCACUUUUCCAGUGAGGACUUUGAAAAUAGUCUUAAGUACCAAAUGGGCUUUGCAAAGAAACGGGCUUUAAAACGAGGUGUUGUGCCAACCAUUUACAAAAAACAAAUUAAGAAUCCGGAACGUAUCGAACGAGCUCAUCGCCGGGAAAAUAAAAUGAUUGUUGCUGAACUACUUCAGCGGCAUGAAACAAGUACUUCAUACAAGGAAAACGAAGUUCAAUUGUCGAGGAAGAAAACAAGGAGAACUCUUCAUUUCAAAGCAGUAUGGCCGAAGGGCCAUCAACAUCACACGAAAGCGUUAGAUACUAUAGUUUUACACAGAAAAUAGAGGAUUUGAAAAAGCAGUUGUAAGUAUUAGAAUAAAAAUAUUAAUAUACAUAUUUAUUUAUAGAUACAUUUUCAUGAAACAAAUUUUAAUAGGGAAUCCGAGCGUCAAGAAAAUGUGCGAUUAAGCAAAGAAAACAAAAGGGUUCAGUCCGAGAUUACACUUUUAAAGCGCAGUUAUUAUAUGAAGGAGAAAAAGCGUGCAUAUGAUAUAGAGGUUUGGAAAAAAGGGCAGUAGCAGCGGAGCAUGCGUGCAUAAAUAUGGAAAAUAAGCUGGAGACCAUAUUUACAAAGGGGCAGAUUACCAAAUUAAAGAACGGCAUUAGGAGACAAGCCUGGACCGAGAAGGACAUAGCCCAAUCAAUAACUUUGUAUGCCGCAAGCGCAAAAGCGUAUAAAUUACUAUAUAAGAAAGGUUUUCCACUGCCAGCGGUACGAACAUUACAAGAUUGGGCCAAGAGAAUCGAAAUUUGUCAAGGUGUGUUGCAACCCGUUGUAAAAAUAAUGAAAGCAUCGACACAUAUGAGUG